This is a messenger RNA of Pyrus x bretschneideri (Chinese white pear), 2119 nucleotides long. RefSeq names its product putative glycerol-3-phosphate transporter 4. The transcript has 3 exons. Gene Ontology annotation, biological process: transmembrane transport; phosphate ion homeostasis. Gene Ontology annotation, cellular component: membrane. Gene Ontology annotation, molecular function: glucose 6-phosphate:phosphate antiporter activity. The record is from RefSeq and is a predicted model, not a curated record. Lineage: Eukaryota; Viridiplantae; Streptophyta; Magnoliopsida; Rosales; Rosaceae. Bases 5 to 1609 code for a protein of 534 amino acids.
UAAAAUGUCUCAGAAUUCUGAUACAAUGAGAGGAAUCCCACCUGGGAUUUUGCUGAUUAGAAGCAUUAGAGGCAAAGACUGGAGUCUUUCUACAUAUAGAUAUGUGAUUUUGCUUGUUACUUUCAUAGCUUAUACAUGUUACCAUGCAUCUAGAAAACCCAGUAGUAUAGUUAAAAGUGUUUUGUAUCCUGACCCCAAUAAAGGCAAUGGCUUGGACCCCUUGUUUGGCAAAGUCUUUGUCAAGAGAGAGUUUGAGGGCAAUGAGAAUUAUAGGUUAGACAAGGGUUGGGCCCCCUUCAAUGGAACCGAUGGGACGUCGAAAUUGGGGGAGAUUGAUCUUGCAUUUCUUGCAUGUUACUCUUUGGGAAUGUAUGUUGCUGGUCAUUUGGGAGAUACAUUGGACCUCCGGUUGUUCUUGACGACCGGGAUGAUUGGGAGUGGCAUUUUUGUUGCCCUGUUUGGGAUGGGAUACUUUUGGAAUAUCCAUGUGUUUGGUUACUAUCUUGGGAUGCAAAUGAUUGCCGGGUUGUUCCAGGCAACAGGUUGGCCUUCGGUUGUUGCUGUGAUUGGUAAUUGGUUUGGAAAGGGUAAGAGGGGUUUGAUAAUGGGCAUAUGGAAUGCGCAUACUUCGGUUGGGAAUAUAAGUGGUUCACUUCUUGCUGCUAGUGUUCUGGAUUAUGGGUGGGGUUGGUGCUUUAUUGUUCCAGGUGCUUUUAUAGCAGUUGGAGGCCUAAUCGUUUUCUUCUUCUUGGCUGCUUAUCCUGAAGAUAUUGGAUUUUCUUUCCCACCAAAUUCAGCUCCUAAUUUGGAGGCAACGGCCGACGACGAAGAAGCUAAUAUAAAAAAAGGAUUCAUUGUCGAGGGUGAAACAAAAACUGUUCGCCGAAUUGGGUCUGUGAGUAGGACGAGUAUUGGACUUAUUCAAGCUUGUACAAUACCAGGAGUUAUACCUUUUGCGUUGUGCCUCUUCUUCUCAAAGCUUGUGGCCUACACAUUUCUGUACUGGCUACCAUUUUAUCUAAGUCAGACAGAAAUAGGAGGAGAGUAUGUUUCUGUGAAAUCUGCUGGAAAUCUCUCCACUUUGUUCGAUGUGGGAGGCAUAGUUGGUGGAAUCCUUGCUGGCUACAUAUCUGAUAAACUUAAUGCUCGAGCUACCACAGCAGCAGGCUUCAUGUCUUUUGCAAUUCCGGCAAUGCUUUUAUAUCGGAAAUAUGGCAGCAUUUCACACAAUGCCAACAUUGCACUUAUGAUGGUUGCUGGCUUGUUUAUUAAUGGGCCCUAUGCACUUAUCACCACUGCAGUUUCUGCAGACCUUGGUACGCACAGCUCCCUUAGAGGGGAUUCUCGAGCACUGGCAACAGUUACCGCCAUAAUUGAUGGUACAGGAUCAGUUGGUGCAGCUUUUGGCCCUCUUCUUACUGGUUUCCUUUCAACAAAGGGAUGGGAUGCAGUAUUUGUGAUGUUAAUGAUUUGUGCUCUUAUUGCGACGCUUCUUUUAUCACGUUUGGUUAUAGCUGAAAUUUCUGAGAAGAUGUGCAAACCAGUACCUGUAUCCAGUGAGCAAAGUUUUGGAGCUCCUGCAUCACAGCCACUUCUAAGUGAUCAAUGAUGAUACUAAAGUACAGCCUCAAGAAGCUUCAUCGUAUGCUGGAAAUCGUGAAAAACAAUCUUCGUUACAUUGGUAAGUUCAAGCUCAGCAUGUAAGUGGCAUUUUGUGGUCUUCAAAAGCAAUUUUCUUUUGGACAUUCUACAAAACGAAGCCAAAGCAUCAGUAUAGUCAAAACUGAACGCCUUCAGAAGUAGCUUUUUAGCAGUCAUUUUGGGGUUCAUUGACCGUAAUAUAAGCAAACUAAUAAACGAUAUUAAGAUUUUCCCUACUCUGGAUAAUCGCUCUCCCAAGUAGGUCUGUUAUCAUUGAGGGACCGGGUGAAUUGUGUUUACGGCUAUUGGCUAAGAUAUAAUUCUUUCUUUCUCGACUUCUUUUUCGUGUGACAAUUUUGAAUUACUGUCUCGAUCCAACUAGGUGGCACUGAUGCUGUUUAGCUUUCUGUCAAGAUUCAAAACAUUUCUGUUUGUAAGUUUACAACUUUGGUUUAAUACCAAUCGACAUUUGCCCGAA